GUCGCGUGAGGGAGGCGCUCGUCGUUAUCGUGAUCGUGGGGGUCGUGGGGCUCGUGCUGUUCGUGUUCCAUUCUGUAACCACCCACGGGCCUGCAACGAUAAAAUGCUUAAAACACUUCUGACAUGAAAAAAAGAGAGCAAAAAACAGAGUACUAUCGGUCUCACAAGUGCACGCAGUCGUGCACCUCCUGCGGUUUGCCAUCAAUUGCUAUCGGUCUCACAAGUGGGUCCCCUUGUCAUCCACACAACCGCGCCACCACAUGUACCACAUUUUUCUUUCUCCCCGUCUCGACCACUCCACAUCUUUCUUUCUCCCCUUCUCAACCAGCGCCGCCGCCGCCGCCAUCUCCCGACGACCCCUCUCUUCGCUGCCGGUGCGCGGCCGCCGCCAACUCCGGCAAAAUGGAGGAAGCACCAUGUGGACGCUGCAACUCACGGUGCCGGACCAGCCUUUCUACUGCCACGCUGUUCGGCAUCUACUUCCAGCCUUCUUUUGUUGUUGCAGCGAUCGUACCAUGCAAUGUGAGAUUGGCAUUCAAUGAGCUCAUCGGAGACACCGUGACCUUCGACGCUCUUGGGGGCCCAUACACUAUGCAGGUCGAGAAGGGGCGAAAGAUAACCCAGAUAGGAGGAGAUGAUUGGGAUCGUUUCAUCGCCCGCAUGCGUCUUAGUGGGGGUGAAUUGAUCAGCUUCUCCUUCAGAAGAGAUAGGCCCAGGAUUUCUGUUAUCUAUCUAAAUUUGAUUCCGGAUAGUGAGGAUGAAGUUCAUGAGGAGGAAGAUGCACCAUGUGGACGCUGCAACUCACGGUGCCGGACCAGCCUUUCUACUGCCACGCUGUUCGGCAUCUACUUCCAGCCUUCUUUUGUUGUUGCAGCGAUCGUACCAUUCAAUGUGAGAUUGGCAUUCAAUGAGCUCAUCGGAGACACCGUGACCUUCGACGCUCUUGGGGGCCCAUACACUAUGCAGGUCGAGAAGGGGCGAAAGAUAACCCAGAUAGGAGGAGAUGAUUGGGAUCGUUUCAUCGCCCGCAUGCGUCUUAGUGGGGGUGAAUUGAUCAGGUUCUCCUUCAGAAUAGAUAGGCCCAGGAUUUCUGUUAUCUAUCUAAAUUUGAUUCCGGAUAGUGAGGAUGAAGUUCAUGAGGAGGAAGAUGGUGCUGAUUCAGAUGAUGACGAUUCAGAUGAUGAUGAGAACCCACUUGUUGAAUACCUGUAUGCCCAAGGACUCAGACUGGGCGACGAGGAAAUCGGCAACCUCUAG
Molecule: messenger RNA, 1257 nt
Organism: Aegilops tauschii subsp. strangulata
Lineage: Eukaryota; Viridiplantae; Streptophyta; Magnoliopsida; Poales; Poaceae
Source: RefSeq, a predicted model, not a curated record